AUGGCCGUGGGGGAAAAAGAUGCGACGAUGCUGGACGUGGGGGAGGGUAGUCGACCGCCGGGAGACCCUCCGGAUCUGAGCCAAUCAUAUGCGAGUAAGGUGGCCGGAGGAAGUGUUGGAGGGAAACAAAUACCCGAUGAUUUGUUAGCGGAGGAGUUUUUGGAGACGAGUGUGAGGAUGGAACUCCCAGAAGGGGAUGAAGGGGAAGCGGUGGUAACUAUUGAUGCAGAGGUGUUGGAGGUGAUGAAUGGGUUGUGGAAGCAAUGUAUGAUUGUUAAGGUGUUGGGGAGGCAUGUUUCCAUUGCGGUCUUGUUGAAGAAAUUACGGGAGAUGUGGAGGCCGAAGGGGGCGAUGUACGUGGUUGAUCUACCUCGCCAGUUCUUCAUGGUUAGGUUCGAGUUAGAGGAUGAAUACCUAGAGGCGUUAACCGGAGGUCCUUGGAGAAUUUUUGGGAGUUAUCUCAUGGUGAAAGCGUGGGAACCGGAGUUUGAUCCCAUGACGGAUGAGAUUGUUACAACACCGGUGUGGAUUCGUUUAUCGAAUAUUCCGGUGAACUUCUAUCAUAAGAGACUUCUUAUGAGGUUGGCGAGGGGAUUAGGGAAACCAGUGAAAGUGGAUCUCACAACGAUGAAUUUCGAGAGAGGUCGUUUUGCUCGGAUAUGUGUGGAUGUGAAUUUGAAGAAGCCACUGAAAGGAUCAAUAUUGAUCAACGGUAGUCGGUACUUUGUCUCCUAUGAGGAGAAUCAUGGGGAUAAGCAGAGGUUGGUGGAGGGUGUUGUGCCAGUCAAGGAGACUCAGAGGGGAGAAGAGUUUACGAUGGUUAGAAGAUCGGGUCGGCGUCCGGAGACGUCUCGCAAGUCCGGCGACCAAACGGAUAUUCGUGGGAAGGGCAAUUCUGGUAACCCACUGCAGGAUAUCACAAACAUUAAUGGUGUUUCGAAUGUUACCAUUUCUAACAGAUUCGUUGAGUUGGAGGAGGAUUCUAUUGAGAGGGUGGGUAAGGAAAGCGAGAGUUCAGUGGUACCGCAUAAGGAAAACGUAUCUGUCAUUACUCAACAGGAGAAGGAGAAGAGUGGUGAUCAAGUUAAUGAGAGGGGGAGGGUUGGGCCUAUUAGUAAAGGGUUAGGCCCAAUGCGAAAAGGGUCACAAUUCAAUUUUGGAGCUCAGCAAGGGCUGCGUAAUGGGCCUAAGUUGAAACAUAAAGCUAAUAAGCCCGCUCUGGGGUUGGUGUUUGGUAGGACAAAUGGGGAGGUGGAGAUGUCGUUGUCGGGAAAACGUCUUCGUGUUGAGAGGGAGGAGUUGGGUAGAGCUGGGGGAAUAUUUGGACACGAGCGUGCAGGAAACAAAGACUCGGUCAAGUUAGUCCCCACAGUUACUACUGAGUCUAUGUCGGGUAUGGCCGGUUUAGAGCUCGUGUCGCAGAAGCGGGAUUUGAAUAUGCCUCCACAUCCAUCUGAAGAGAUGGAGUUGCAGGGAGCAUGA
Molecule: messenger RNA, 1482 nt
Organism: Capsella rubella
Lineage: Eukaryota; Viridiplantae; Streptophyta; Magnoliopsida; Brassicales; Brassicaceae
Exons: 2
Coding region: 1-1482 (493 amino acids)
Source: RefSeq, a predicted model, not a curated record